Mirounga angustirostris (Northern elephant seal) is the source of this 2208-nucleotide messenger RNA. It is a transcript of the gene TTLL6, whose product is annotated as tubulin tyrosine ligase like 6. Gene Ontology annotation, cellular component: cilium. Gene Ontology annotation, molecular function: tubulin binding; tubulin-glutamic acid ligase activity. The coding region runs from base 1 to 2166 and encodes 721 amino acids. Gene Ontology annotation, biological process: protein polyglutamylation; microtubule cytoskeleton organization. NCBI's taxonomy places the organism in Eukaryota, Metazoa, Chordata, Mammalia, Carnivora, Phocidae. The transcript has 12 exons. The record is from RefSeq and is a predicted model, not a curated record.
AUGGAGAUGAAAAGUUACCAGAAAAUCAAUCACUUCCCUGGAAUGAGUGAAAUCUGCCGCAAGGACUUGCUGGCCAGGAAUAUGAGCCGCAUGUUAAAGAUGUUCCCUAAGGAUUUCCACUUCUUCCCUAGGACCUGGUGUCUUCCUGCUGACUGGGGGGAUUUGCAGAACUACAGCAGGUCAAGAAAAAAUAAGACUUAUAUUUGUAAGCCGGAUUCGGGCUGCCAAGGGAGAGGUAUAUUCAUCACCCGGACGGUGAAAGAUAUCAAGCCAGGAGAGGAUAUGAUCUGUCAACUCUAUAUUUCAAAGCCCUUUAUCAUUGAUGGGUUCAAGUUCGACUUACGGAUUUAUGUGCUGAUGACCUCCUGUGACCCUCUGAGGAUUUUUGCAUACAACGAAGGACUAGCACGCUUCGCCACCACCUCUUACUCCCACCCCAGCACAGACAACCUGGAUGAUAUCUGCAUGCACCUGACUAAUUAUUCCAUUAAUAAGCACAGUUCCAAUUUCAUUCGAGAUGCUCACACCGGAAGCAAGAGGAAGCUCUCCACCUUCAACAUGUACAUGGAAAACCAUGGCUACAACAUGGAGCAGAUCUGGAGAGAUAUCGAGGAUGUCAUCAUCAAGACGAUCAUCUCCGCCCACCCCGUCAUCAAGCAUAACUACCACACCUGCUUCCCCAACCACACACUCAACAGUGCUUGCUUUGAAAUCCUGGGCUUUGAUAUUUUGUUGGACCACAAACUCAAGCCCUGGCUGCUGGAGGUUAACCACUCUCCAAGCUUCUCCACCGACUCCUGGCUGGAUAAAGAGGUGAAAGACAGUCUGCUCUAUGACACCUUGGUCCUGAUCAACCUGGGAAACUGUGACAAAAAGAAAGUCUUGGAGGAGGAGAGACAACGGGGGCGAUUCCGGCAGCAAUGUCGUUCUCGGGAGACCAGGAUGGAGGAGGUCAAGGGUUUCCAGGCCGUGCAGUUGGAGAAAACUGAGAAGUACGAGAAGGAGAACCGUGGGGGGUUCCGCCUGAUUUAUCCUACUCUGAAUUCGGAGAAGUAUGACAAGUUUUUCCAGGACAACAACUCCCUCUUUCAGAAUACUGUUACCUCCAGGGCUCGGGAGGUAUAUGCCCGGCAGCUGAUCCAGGACCUAAGGCUGAAACAGGAGAAAAAAUCCUUCCAAACAAAGGAGAAGAAGGUGGAGAUGCAGGGGGAGUCGGCGGGCGAGCAAGCGAGGGGCAAGAGCAUGAAGAGCUGCCGACAGAAACCACAGCAGAAACAUCAAGCCGCCACCCUCACCUUCAAACAACAUCUCCAGCCAAUGGCAUUGGUAUCCUCCACAUCUGACUUGCUCUUGAGUGUCAGAGACGCAAAGACAAAAGAGACAGACAGCAGCCUCGACCAGGAGACGCCCAUGAAAGGGGCCAGCCCUCCUCCCUGCAAGCCUCAAGCUGCAAGGCGAUACACCUCUGUACCCGACCUGAGGCACUCAAGCCUUCUCAGCUGCCCGGGGCUGGAGCUCAGUCAACCCAUCUCCAGAAUCAAGGAGGUCAAGUCUGCCUCUGCAGUGAACGUAUUCACCAGCCCUGGGCCCUUAACCUCACUAGAAACCUGCCCAGAUCCUGCCACUCAGGUCUCAGACUCCCCAGAGUCUCUGCCGAGCGGGACCGGGAUAACCAGCUCUGGAAGCAGUAGCCCCGAGGUGGAUACGGUGGUCUUCAAAUACAAGCAGCACCCCCUCCCCCAGGACCUCAUCCAGGGGAAAGUAUCAAAAAUUUCUCUUCCAACAAAAUCCCAGAGCUUCUUAGGAAGUCUGAAGCCAAGCUGGACUGCGCCGCAGAAUGAGACGACGAAGCAGCCUCUGAUGUCAGAGCUGUUCACCAAGGUUCCACUGAGGGAGAAGCUCGCCCUGUUCCCAGCUUACUACAACCCAAAGCUGGGGCCGAAUCACAAGUCGCAAACCCGCUGCCUGCCCUGGGAGUGCUCCUGCAGCAGCCGAAGCUCCGGCGAGAAGAGGCAGCUGCGUCUGUCCUCCGUCCUGCUCCUGCAUGGUCCUCCCAGCCGCGACGUGUCUCCCAGUGAUCUGCUGGUGGUUGCCACCCCAGCCCGACUGGAUCCGAGGCCCAGCAGGAGCCACAGCAGUGCUGCGAGAGACCCGAGUCGGGAAUAGUAUAGCCGCGGCCUGAUCUCUGGCCCAAAAGGAUGUGAGAGG